AUGCAAUUAUCAAAUUUUACUGAUUAUGGUAUUCGUGUGCUUAUUUAUUUGGCUAAUAUAGAACAAGGCACUUUAAGUAAUAUCACAACCGUGAGCCAGCACUAUCAAAUAUCACGCAACCAUCUAGUCAAAAUUGUUCACCGUUUAGGGCAACUUGGUUAUAUUGAUACCGUUCAAGGCAAAAAUGGCGGGAUCCGCUUAAAAUUAUUACCCAAACAUAUCAAUAUCGGUAAGGUAAUUCGUGAACUUGAACCGCUUGAAUUACUUAACUGCUCACCUGAUGCGUGUAUUAUCAGCCCAGCUUGUCGACUAAAAGGCUAUUUAGUCAAAGCUAAAGAGGCAUUUUUACAAGAGCUAGAAAACUAUACUUUAUUUGAUUUAGUCAAUGACAAUCCGCCGUUACGAAAUCUAUUAGAAUGA
Teleopsis dalmanni is the source of this 420-nucleotide messenger RNA. Its product is annotated as HTH-type transcriptional repressor NsrR-like. Gene Ontology annotation, cellular component: cytosol. NCBI's taxonomy places the organism in Eukaryota, Metazoa, Arthropoda, Insecta, Diptera, Diopsidae. The transcript has a single exon. Gene Ontology annotation, molecular function: DNA-binding transcription factor activity. Bases 1 to 420 code for a protein of 139 amino acids. The record is from RefSeq and is a predicted model, not a curated record. Gene Ontology annotation, biological process: regulation of DNA-templated transcription.